This is a messenger RNA of Dendrobium catenatum, 914 nucleotides long. RefSeq names its product oleosin 1-like. Bases 93 to 581 code for a protein of 162 amino acids. The record is from RefSeq and is a predicted model, not a curated record. Lineage: Eukaryota; Viridiplantae; Streptophyta; Magnoliopsida; Asparagales; Orchidaceae. Gene Ontology annotation, cellular component: membrane; monolayer-surrounded lipid storage body. Gene Ontology annotation, biological process: lipid storage. The transcript has a single exon.
GUCCUCCGCUCCGCACCUCAUUAAUCCCCUCUCCUUCAGUUUCCUUCAGCACCAACCAUUCGCUGUCAACAGCUUUACGCUACCGACCAACCAUGGCUGAUCGGCAAAGUGGGAGUCGAACGAUGGCAAUUUUCCGUGACAACUCCGGCGUCGGUAGUGCGCUACUCAGAUGGAUCCAGGAACACGCGCCAACCUCGAGCCAGGUUGUGGGGUUCUUUUCUCUCGUCAUCUCCGCCGCAAUUCUUCUCAUCCUCGCCGGAUUGACGGUGAGUGGGGCUACGCUGGGUCUUAUCGUGUUCGGGCCGCUGCUACUGAUAACGAGCCCUGUGUGGGUUCCGGUGGGUGCGGUGGCGUUCGUGUUGCUUGCCGGAGCCGCGUCGGCGGUCGGUGCCGCCGUUGCGGCGGCGGCUGUGGCGACGUGGCUUUACCGGUACUUCACAGGUCGGCAUCCGGUUGGAUCGGAUCGGAUCGAUUUCGCCCGGAGUCGGAUCGUCGACACGGCGAGCCAUGUGAAGGAUUACGCUCGCGAGUAUGGUGGGUAUUUGCAGAGCCGGAUCAAGGAUGCUGCCCCUGGAGCUUAGGCGGGGUUCUCCGGAUUGUGGUGGUUCGGGUAUGGUAGGCGUCUCUCUGGUUGUUGGAUUCUUGGUUCCUUUUUCUCCCGGUUUUAUUUGUUGCUUUAGAUUUUUUUUUCUUGCUGCGCUGUAUAAGUAAAUGCAUGUCUUUUUAAUGUUUCUGUUAUCAUAGCAGAAAUUAUCAAGUGCAGCUAAGUACGCAGUUCUUGUGUUUAUGUGCGAGGUUUUAAAUAAAAUAGUUGUAAAUGAUGCAAAGAACCGUAUAAGUUGCAAUUAUGUUAUGUGUCGUAAAGUAUAAUUUGCUUGAAGAUGCUAUGGAACUAAUUGUUUUGUAGUUAUAAA